AACUAGAAAGUCUUGCUUCAGGAACUUUGCCCCCUGGGGGAACUUCUUGCCGGUAGCUUUUCAGGACAGGGAGAAGAGGGAAAAAAGGCAUGAAGAAAAUUAUCCCCGGCCUGUUAAAGCCUCGUACCACACUGCCUGCCUUGACCUUCAGAUCUAUCCUCCACUGUGCCUACUGCCAAUUUCUGCCUCUCGCAUGACUUCUUUCCUUCAGGAAGACAAGAACUGACUGCUGUUCCAGCUUGCCGGUCAAAAGCAAGGAGCUGGAUGGUAAAUGGAGCAGCCAGGACACAAACCAGCACCCAUAUGGGAUCCCUGUGGAUGCAAGGCAAGGAUUUAGUCCCUAGGCUACCUCGCUGGUCCCCUACACUGCUUUCUUUGGCUCCUUGUGAUGUGGCCUCUCACUUGCAUUUAUUCUCCUGCCAUUGUGAUAUCACCUAUGAGAACUGAGCUGAGGGCCUGACCACAUGCCAGAUGUCCAACAAACGAGCCCAGGCUCCCACAGACCUUCCUGUCAGAGGCUCCAACUUGCACAAGAGGAUGGUGGUGGGCUCAGUCGUUGCAAUUUUGAUCUUGUACUUCAGGGUUUCCUGGCCCGAGAGAAGCCUCCCACAGCUCCCAGCACCCCGUCCUGUGAACAAGUCCAAAAAACCCCUCUCACAGGGACUGGCAAAUCUGACCCAACUUCUGUACUGGCCUCCAACCCCAGGAGAUGGGGGAGACCUUCUGGCUUCCACAAGCCCCCAGACCUCCACCUACUACCUCAGCGGUCCAGCCCAGGCUAGCUAUGCCCUCGGAACCUACCUGAAGGCCAUCCUCGUGGCCAGGGACCACCGGGGCAGGCCCAAGACCCAUGGUGGGGACCUGUUUCGGGCACAACUGUUGGGUUCCAUCUUAAACACGGGGGUCCCUGGGGAUGUGCAGGACUUUGAGAAUGGCACCUACCUACUGUCCUUCCCCCUGUUUUGGGAGGGGCAGGCAUUGGUACGCGUGCGGUUGAUCCACUCCAGCGAGGCAGUUGGGGUCUUGCGGAGAAUCUGGAGAGACUACUGGGCCACGGUUGAUUUCAGGGGCUAUUUCCGAGGGCCCAAAGGUUACGAAGAAAACGUGACCUGCAACGUGAACCCCGUGCUGGUUGGGGAGGAAAUACACGCCUGUCGCUACAAGGAUGAAGUCUCGGGUGAGCUCUGGUUCUGUGCUCAGCCUCCUACCCUGCCCUGCAACUCACUGGUAGGACACUCAUCUGGAGAUUACUGGAAUGUGACCACGCUGCAUGAAGAUGCUCUGAUGGCGCGGAAUGUGACAGACAAGGUCCUUCCGCAGGGCAUUCUUCCAAUCUGGGUGGCCAAGGAGGGCAACAGGAAUCUGGUCCUAUCCCCCCAGAAACCGUGCCAGCCCGGGAUCCUGGUCCCAAAGCCCUCUGGCUUCUACCACCGAAACGUAUGGCACUCACUGGCCUGCUCAGGCCGUUCCUUCCCCACGGAGGACAGCAUCCUGGGCUGCCUGACCAGCCGCAUUGUCCACAUGAUGGGGGACUCCACGCUUCGGCAGUGGUGGGAGUAUCUGCGUGACACCGUGUCCUCCCUCAAGCCCGUGGAUCUGCAUGCCACCUAUCAGGUAGGACCCCUGAUGCUGGUGGACACUGCCCGCGGCAUCGUGCUACACUGGCGGGCUCACAGCUGGCCCCUACGCUCCCAACGCACACCCGUGGCCUCCCUGCACUCCGUGGCCCAAGAGCUCAGGGGCCUGGCUGGGGGUCCCCACACCGUGGUGGUGCUGGGUCUGGGGGCUCACUUCACCACCUUCCCUCCAACCAUCUUUGUGCAACGCCUGGCUGGGAUCCGGGAGGCCGUGAUGGCCCUCCUCACCCGGGAGCCCCACACCCUUGUGGUCAUCAAACUGGCCAACACUGGUUACAAGUCCGUGUAUGGCAGUGACUGGUUCACCCUCCAGGUGAACCGGCUCCUGCGUGCUGCCUUCGCUGGCCUCCGUGUGGCCUUCGUAGAUGCUUGGGAAAUGACCUCUAGCCUGGCACUGCCAGACAGCAUCCAUCCAGGAAAGCUCAUCGUGCGCAAUGAGGUGGAUCUUCUCCUCUCCUUCAUCUGCCCCACCUGAUGCUCCUGAGGGGACAUGAGCUGUGCUGAACAGAGAGAGGCAUGUGUCACAUA
This is a messenger RNA of Ochotona princeps (American pika), 2165 nucleotides long. Its product is annotated as NXPE family member 3-like. The transcript is spliced from 7 exons. NCBI's taxonomy places the organism in Eukaryota, Metazoa, Chordata, Mammalia, Lagomorpha, Ochotonidae. The coding region runs from base 472 to 2112 and encodes 546 amino acids. The record is from RefSeq and is a predicted model, not a curated record.